Molecule: messenger RNA, 318 nt
Organism: Soboliphyme baturini
Lineage: Eukaryota; Metazoa; Nematoda; Enoplea; Dioctophymatida; Soboliphymatidae
Source: the annotation of a GenBank genome assembly
AUUUGCUAAGUGCGGAACUCAUGUCGAGCAUGGUUAUCCCAACACAGCCUAUGGAAUGUCGAAAGUGGGUGAAUUUGCAUUGACCAUGAUUCAGCAGCGCCUCCUGGAUAAACAAGGAAACAGCAUCCUAGUAAAUGGGUGUUGUCCUGGAUAUGUUGACACAGACAUGACCAGUCAUAAGGGACCGCUAACGCCAGCGCAGGGUGCAGAAACUCCGGUGUACCUAGCAAUGUUGCCAUCGCAUGCAACGCAGCCGAAGGGCCAGUUCGUCUUUCAAAAGAAAGUAAUAGACUGGAUGACAGGAAAUGCGAUUUAGCG